Messenger RNA from Sceloporus undulatus (fence lizard), 2365 nucleotides. RefSeq names its product short chain dehydrogenase/reductase family 42E, member 2 (gene SDR42E2). The record is from RefSeq and is a predicted model, not a curated record. The transcript has 12 exons. Lineage: Eukaryota; Metazoa; Chordata; Lepidosauria; Squamata; Phrynosomatidae. Bases 550 to 1839 code for a protein of 429 amino acids. Gene Ontology annotation, molecular function: 3-beta-hydroxy-Delta5-steroid dehydrogenase (NAD+) activity. Gene Ontology annotation, biological process: steroid biosynthetic process.
AUGCUACUGGAAGCCACACCAGAAACAGGCUCAGUCAACUGUGGGCCGCAAAGAGGCCUCUAUCCUGAGGGAACCUCUCGCCUCAACCGACGGCUGCGGCCCCGCCCUUCGCCCGUGAAGCCUGGCUUCGAAGCGGGCGUUGGGCUUCCUUUUGCCCGCCGAUAGACCUCUGGGUCGGGCCUCAUUCCCAACUCCAGCCCCCGGCGCCUCAGUUUUCCCUCCCUCGCUUCAAAAUGGAGGGCCUGAAACGAUGAACUCGGAGGAGGGGAACCAUAAUGGCUUGUUUUUAAGGGGGCGCUUGCUAAACAUCUCAGAUAGGGGCGCUGGCCACCUCUAAGUCCCCCAAAUUGGACCCAGGGAGACUCUAUACCCCAUUGCAGGGUAAUAAGAACCACAAUACUACUAGUAGUAGUACUACUAGAACAAUACUACUAGUAGUAUGCUAAGUACUACUAGAACAAUAUAGAGGUUAUGAGAAGGUGAGCUGUGACUGCCCUGCAUGGAGCUUUGUAAAAAAGCCUGGAAAAUCAUUGGACACGCUGGCACACAAUGGAGAAAUCACCCCCGAAGGACAAAAAACACCGUAGUGUAUUUAAGCAUGACUCCAAACCUGUUGAACAAAAACCAGACUGUAGUAAGCAAGCCCGGAAAAAGAGAGUAAGUGACAAAACAGUGGUCACCGGAGGCGCUGGGUAUUUUGGCUUUACGCUCGGCCGCGCUCUUGCCAAAUCGGGAACAGAAGUAAUUCUCUAUGACAGAAAGACACCUCUAUGGGAAAUUCCAAAAGGAGUAGAACUUGUACAGGCUGAUGUGAGAAACUUCAAUGACUUAUAUGAUGCAUGUGAAGGGGUAGACUGUGUCAUUCAUGCAGCUGCGUAUGGAAUGUCAGGAUCAGAACAAUUACACAAGAAAGAAAUUCAGUCUGUCAACAUUGAAGGAACCGGAGUCGUUCUUGAAGUCUGCAAACAACGAAACAUCCCCAGAUUGAUAUACACCAGCUCAGUCAAUGUGGUAUUUGCAGGGCAAACCAUUAUAGAUGGUGAUGAGGCAAGCUUGACAUACUUUCCUAUAGAUCAGCAAGUUAAUGAAUAUUCCAGAACCAAGUCCAUUGCAGAACAGAUGAUACUAGCAGCUAAUGGAUCACCACUAGCAGGAGGUGGUAAACUCUACACAUGUGCUCUUCGGUCACCAGGCAUCUAUGGGCCAGAAGAACAAAGACAUUUGCCCCGAUUAGCGCUGAAUAUUGAGAGAGGUCUGUUUGCUGUUAGAUUUGGGGAUCCUGGAGCCUUAAUGAACUGGGUCCACGUCAAGAAUCUUGUACAAGCUCAUAUCCUUGCUGCUGAGGCUCUCACUCUGGAGAAAAAUUACAUAGCUGGUGGACAGGCCUAUUUUAUCCAUGAUAAUGAGAAAGUGAACCUUUUUGAAUGGUUAUCUCCACUGUUUGAAGGACUGGGCGUUAGGAAACCAUGGAUACGUAUUCCUGUUUUUCUGGUUCGUAUUUCAGCUAUCUUCAUGGAAAAUUUGCACUAUGUGUUAUGCCCAAUUGUUGAAAUCACACCUCCCAUCACCAGACAUGAGGUGCUCAAUGUGUCUUGCAUGCACACGUUCAAAAUAAAUAAAGCCCGCGCACACCUGGGCUACUCCCCAAAGAAGUACACGUUCGCUGACUGCGUGGAUCAUUAUUUGAAACAAAACCCAAAGAAGAGGAAUUUUUUCUUACUGAAGUGCUUCCUUUGGACUGUUUUCCUGAUCGGCUUGGUUAUUGUGCUUAUUAAUUUCCCAGAGAUUGUAAAGUUUCUCUGGGAGAUAUGGGAAUCCUACGUGGGUAUUCUGCAAUAGUCCAGCGGCCAUUAGCCUUGGCGCAGUGUCGGGUCAGAACAUUGUUCUCAGAUCAGCUUUUGUGGCACGGUUCCUUUGCUCCAUGGCCUUAAGCAAGCAGCAACAUUUAGGGAGAUGAGCAAAGUUAAGAGGCAAUGGUCCUAAGUUGGCUAAGGAACAGAAGACCUGCAGAAAACUGCCAACCAUGCAAGUGCACAACUUGGAGAACUUUGGGCUUUGGUGCUUAUAUUAUGUCAAGCGUCCUCCUUCAGUCAGUUCUUUGGUGUUUUUGUCAAACUAGAAGAAGGGAGCAAUGAGAGGAUACUUUAAAGUGAGCCCAAAAAAGUGCUGCGUUCAAACACCUACACAGACAUGUCAACUGUCCCUGAAUGUAUGAUGAGAAGUGGAACGAUGAAGUGAUAAAGAGGUCCUGGAGAACAACAUUGGCAGCCCCUAUGGAACCGUGACACAACACCUCACCAGUUUACUUUGUGGCAAGGGUGUCAACAUACACAAGCUGGAAAUAAAAGCAUGCUCAAAAACCCAA